ACCCUGAACAAGCCAAAGAGAAAAACCUCGCUCGGCACACAACACGACCACCUCGUUGAUUCGAUCGCGUCGAAGCCAUGCACGUCGCCUCGAGAGCUCGCAGGCUCCACCGCAUUCUCAAGCCUCCGGUUCAUCUCGGCUCGGCCGGAUUCAUCCCCCCGAACGACUGCCAAGUCGUGGAAUGCGCUCAGAUUUGUGCGCGGGCAUGUCGAAAUCGCAGCUCCUCCUCCUUCUCCUCCGCUGCUCAGUCCCUCGGUUUCGCAGGGCCGGUUCAUGGUAAUAGAUUGCCUGCAGCCCCUUAUUCAAUAAUUUUGCGUUUACCGUAUUCUUCCGAAGCAAGUGCUGAAAAGGAGGAACCCCCCACAGAGACCGUGAAGGAGAUGUAUGAUAAAAUUAUUGAAUCCGUUAAUACGAAAAGAACAAUGGCUCCAAACGCAUGAACGUGGUCGAUGAUUGAAAAUUGCAAGAA
Syzygium oleosum is the source of this 469-nucleotide messenger RNA. RefSeq lists its product as uncharacterized. NCBI's taxonomy places the organism in Eukaryota, Viridiplantae, Streptophyta, Magnoliopsida, Myrtales, Myrtaceae. The transcript has 3 exons. The record is from RefSeq and is a predicted model, not a curated record. Bases 78 to 440 code for a protein of 120 amino acids.